Penicillium olsonii is the source of this 2724-nucleotide messenger RNA. The record is from the annotation of a GenBank genome assembly. NCBI's taxonomy places the organism in Eukaryota, Fungi, Ascomycota, Eurotiomycetes, Eurotiales, Aspergillaceae.
AUGGCUUCUACCAUGGCCGCUAAUGCAUCCAGCGUACAUAACGUGAGUGAAGAUCGUGCAUGGGGCCGGGACGUCAUGAAUAACCUCCAUCAGGCCCGACAGAGCCGAACCUCCAACAUGGGUUCAUCCGGAAUGAAUGAUCGCCCGCGGGGGUCGCAGAACAACGGCGUUGGCAAGGGAUUCGGUGCUGGCAAGUCGAGCUGGAACAACAACAUCUGGGGCGAUUCCAACCUCGGUGGGUUCGGAGAUGAACAACACAUCAGUGAGACAGCAUUCGAAGGGAAGUCGGGCUCCGGCUCUUUGCUCUCCACAUCCGAAUCGGAUGGCUGGUCAGGUCGCGCCAAUCUGCCCUGGGGCACUGUGAACACCAACCAGUCGUACCAAAACAGGGGACUGGCCACAUCCCCCAUCCAGAGUCGCGGCAAUGAUCGCAGCGCUCCAGCGAUGAACGAAACCGGCGAUAGCUCCUACUUCGCCCUGCCGCGAACCAGUGGCAUUGGCGCAUCUACCGUCACCGCCAGUCACCGCCCUUACCUCCAGACUGGGUCGGAGGGUGUCUCCCCAUCUGGCGAUGGCAUCACGUUCGGUGGAUUCUCAGGUCGACGACAGAUGAGUUCCGGCCUCGGUGGUAGCCCGGUCGGAGCCAACUUCCCAGGCAAACCUUCCUUCUCCAACCCCCUCGAUGGCGCUCGCACGGACGACAUGGCCGCCAUGGGAAUGGGAUCGCUGGGGUCUGGCAUCCCCGAUUCCAUGUCUCCUACCCAGAGCCGCGCGGGUCUCUCGCACGCCUCUCACAACUCGGCCUCUUAUGCAGCUCAGCGCCCGACCCAUUCAGCCCACCCUUCUUUCUAUUCCGACAACCACAGCGCUGAUGGUCGCUACGGCAAUGGAUCGAUAGACCUGAAUGCCAGCUUCAACAAGCUCCAGAUGAACGAUGGUGGCUUCAUUACACAGGGAGGGCAACGUCCGUCCUACAUUCCUCACGCUUCCUUCGAUGGCACAUUCCCCCGCAAUAAGUAUCAGACCGACGAAGCCUCAUACCAGGCUCUCGGCUAUAACGCAGACUCCGCACAAGACCUGCAACUCGCUUACCAAGCCCGCCGCGCUGGCAACACCGGUUCGAUAUCUCCCUCCGACUACGCUCGCAUCGACAGCCCCAUCUACUCUGGUGUCGAUGGAGGAGCCCAGUACAGAACCGCUGGAGACACGCAUGCGGCUGCAUUCGAGCGCAGACUCCGUGUCCUCCAGGAGCAGGAACUCGCCCAGAAUUCACAGAGAAUGCAAUACCCACCUUCUUACGAUUACCAGGCUUACCAGGCCUCCCGUCUCAACGCACUCUCGGGAUUCUACCCCGUCGCUCAGCUCAGCAACCUUGGCGCAGCUGCACUUGUUUCCCGCACCCAGCGUGAGCCCGACACUACUCAAGUUGUUCGCAGCCCACUUCUCGAGGAAUUCCGCGCCAACAGCAAGGGAAACAAGCGGUACGAGCUCAAGGACAUCUACAACCAUGUGGUAGAGUUCAGCGGAGAUCAACAUGGCUCCCGCUUUAUCCAACAAAAGUUGGAGACAGCCAACAGUGACGAGAAAGAGCAGGUCUUCCGCGAGAUCCAGCCAAACUGCCUCCAGCUCAUGACCGACGUCUUUGGCAACUACGUGGUUCAGAAGUUGUUCGAGCAUGGAAACCAAACACAGAAAAAGAUCCUCGCCAACCAAAUGCGGGGACACGUUCUCGCGCUUUCCACGCAGAUGUAUGGCUGUCGAGUAGUCCAGAAGGCACUCGAGCAUAUCCUCACUGACCAACAAGCUGCCAUGGUCAAGGAACUCGAGAAUCACGUUCUCAAGUGUGUUCGUGACCAGAACGGAAACCACGUCAUCCAGAAAGCCAUCGAACGCGUGCCUUCUCAGUAUGUGCAGUUCAUCAUCAACGCCUUCCGCGGCCAAGUCAACCGACUUGCAGCUCAUCCGUACGGCUGCCGCGUCAUCCAAAGGAUGCUUGAGCACUGCGAGGAGGUUGACCGUCAAUCUAUCCUGGCUGAGCUGCAUGCUUGCACCCCCAACCUGAUCCCAGACCAGUUUGGCAACUAUGUGAUUCAGCACGUCAUUGAAAAUGGCGACGAGCCGGACCGGACUCGCAUGAUUGACAUCGUCAUGGGACAGCUAUUGCCCUACUCCAAGCACAAGUUUGCUAGCAAUGUCGUUGAGAAGAGUAUCGAGUUUGGUGCGGAGCAUGAACGCGUUCACAUCAUCUCAACUCUCACCUCAGCCAAUGACCGUGGUGAGAGCCCUCUGCUCGGGCUCAUGCGGGACCAGUAUGGCAACUAUGUCAUUCAGAAGGUCCUCGGUCAACUGAAGGAUGCUGAGCGUGAGGCUCUGAUUGAUCAGAUCAAGCCCCUCCUCAGUCAGCUUAAGAAGUUCAGCUAUGGCAAGCAGAUUGUUGCCAUCGAGAAGCUCAUCUUCGACCCCAACGCCCCGGUCACUGGUCUGUCCAACACCACCUCGACCACUCCUCCGCACUCUCACAAGUCCUCCCCUCAGCCCUCCAAGCGCUCCAUCCCUACUGAUCAGCCGCGGGCUUUCGGAAACGCACCGCCUACUCCUCCUCCCACCGAUCAAGCAGUCGACAGCACCCUCGAGCCCAAGGGCCUCGCUAAAAGCACCGUCACCACAGUUUCCAGCCCUGAGACGGGCACCGGCGUCCCGGUCGACGUCACUAGUGCCCACUAA